AUGGACGUCGAUACACGCCCGGCGGCCGCGAACGACCCGAACAAUGCCAUGACCACCAAGAGUCCCAUUCAAAUUACAUCUCAACCACCUCCAUCUCAGCAUACGCCAGACGCUCCAUCUACCAAAGACGACUUGCCUGCCUCUGGACCAAUACAGCCAGUUCAAGACCAACCGAGGCAGAAUGAUGAAACGAAGGCAGACUUGCCAGCUUUGGCGGCCGCGCAAGGUCCGAAUGUUGGAGCCAUGUCAGCCCGGCGGCCCGCUCAGACAUCUCAUCUCUCCAUGAAUCUCCUUUCAGUCUUUGACCUCGACCCGCUUGUCGCAACCGUCGCACGCUUCGAUGCUGUUACAGGCGAGAAGAUCAACAAGAUGCGCAAGUCCUAUGAGGGCCAAGCAAAAUCGUUGGGUCUGGCUGGGAAGAAUAAGUCCAUCAGACACGAGGAUGCAGUCGCCAGUGGUGGAGGUAAGAUGACGAGUCUGAAGGACUUGUCAAGCUGGCCGGAUGAAGAGUGGUACAACCAGAAGGUGUUUGGAAAAGAUAUUAAGAAAGGCUUACCAGAGAGUAUCACGUCGAAGCUAGAUGCAGCAUUUACUAUCAAUCAGGGUGCUGUGCCGGAUGAUAAGACUUGGAAGGAGAUCCUCGGUAUCGAGACACCUAAUCCGGCAAACGCCAAUCUUCAGAAAGAAGCGAAGAUAAACGGAAAGACUGCUGCCCCAUCGGGCAAAGCAGUAAACGCAGAACAUGCAGGUGCGAAUGAACACAUACGUGCAAGGCGCAGUACGAAGAAGAGGCGAUAUGAUGACGAUAGCUAUGAAGGCUACAACGAAACAUUCAAGGACGACGAGAUGGAUCGUGAGGGCGGCUACGAAUCCGCCGAGACCGGCGUAAGCAAGAAUAGUCGCGGCAGUAGAGGGGAAAAGAACAAGCGCAGAAAGACGAACGAACAUGGCAAAGGAGGCGGGAAUUCGAGAACUGGCAGUUUCGCCUCAAUUUAUGGGAGGUGA
This is a messenger RNA of Bacidia gigantensis, 1005 nucleotides long. RefSeq lists its product as uncharacterized. The record is from RefSeq and is a predicted model, not a curated record. Gene Ontology annotation, molecular function: transcription coregulator activity. The transcript has 2 exons. Gene Ontology annotation, biological process: regulation of transcription by RNA polymerase II. NCBI's taxonomy places the organism in Eukaryota, Fungi, Ascomycota, Lecanoromycetes, Lecanorales, Ramalinaceae. The coding region runs from base 1 to 1005 and encodes 334 amino acids. Gene Ontology annotation, cellular component: mediator complex.